Alternaria alternata is the source of this 399-nucleotide messenger RNA. RefSeq lists its product as hypothetical. The record is from RefSeq and is a predicted model, not a curated record. Lineage: Eukaryota; Fungi; Ascomycota; Dothideomycetes; Pleosporales; Pleosporaceae. Bases 141 to 341 code for a protein of 66 amino acids. The transcript has a single exon.
ACAACCAUAACCCCUGUCUAACGACAUUGUUAAAACGCUCUUUCACCACCCACUAGAGCUACAUUUCCACUCGCCGCCAGUUACCAUAUCCCAUCGCUUGAUUGGGUCUUACCUCCAAUAUAAUUGUCCAGCACUCGCUAAUGGAUUCCUCGGCUCCUGGAGCUCCCCACGGCGGUAACCCCAACGGUGACACUCCGAGCAGCGGACCGAUCGACUACAACACAUACAAAUAUGUCAAUUGCGAUGGGUGUCACCAGAGGCUCAGCAACGAACACACACCAGUCGAGAUGCCCUAUUGUCGCCACGUUUUCGGCAAAGAAUGUAUACAAGCUCGCAUCUAGGAGCCGGAGCGAUAUCCUGGUCACUGCUUCUUGUGCGACAGCAUCCCGGGACUGACAA